Acomys russatus (golden spiny mouse) is the source of this 1105-nucleotide messenger RNA. RefSeq names its product cAMP-dependent protein kinase inhibitor gamma (gene Pkig). Gene Ontology annotation, cellular component: nucleus; cytoplasm. NCBI's taxonomy places the organism in Eukaryota, Metazoa, Chordata, Mammalia, Rodentia, Muridae. Gene Ontology annotation, biological process: negative regulation of cAMP-dependent protein kinase activity. Gene Ontology annotation, molecular function: cAMP-dependent protein kinase inhibitor activity. The transcript has 4 exons. Bases 252 to 479 code for a protein of 75 amino acids. The record is from RefSeq and is a predicted model, not a curated record.
AGAGCGGGCGGCCGCGGCCGGUAGAGGAGCGAUCCGCCAGGCGACCGGCGAGGGACGGGCCGCAGGGACGCCGGGCAAGGACAGAGGGCCGGACCUUUGUGCCCUGGGCCCGCGAGCUGGCGCCUGCGACGCCCUCUGACCCCGGGCGCGUUCGGACUUUCAUCCUGAUUAAUCAAGAGUGAAAAAAUCUGAAGAAAUGCAAGCAGGACAAAGAAAUUAAACUAGGCCAGAGGAGCGAUGCAACAGGCGUGAUGGAGGUCGAGUCCUCCUACUCAGACUUUAUCUCCUGUGACCGGACAGGCCGUCGGAAUGCGGUCCCUGACAUCCAGGGUGACUCGGAGGCCGUGAGCGUGAGGAAGCUAGCUGGAGACAUGGGCGAGCUAGCACUUGAGGGGGCAGAAGGAGAGGCAGAGGGAAGUGCCCCCGGCAAGGAGGCCAGCAGCCAGCCUGAGAGCAGUGCCGCGAGCGCCUCGUCGUGAGUCUAGAAGAGAGACCUGCUGUACCUCCUGGGACUGGAGCCCUGGCACAGCCCACAGCCCAGGCCAGCCAGGCCGCCUGAGAGCCUCAUGGAGGCCUCCCUGGCCCCUACUCCAGCAAAGUCCUCUGCCCACACCACAGGCUCCACUCUCCCACACCUUCCCAGGGUGCCCAGGUACACUUUGAAGACACCAUUACCACAACAUGUUAUUUAUUCAGCUAGGCGGGGCUCAAGCCAGGCCCUGCCCCCAGGGGAGUAGCCCCCACCUGGACAAGGACUGUCCCAUCACCACUCUUUCCCUCCAGCCAGCUGUCUACAUUGGAAAGAUCUUCCUAGUCCUUUUUUAAAGCCUCUUUUACAUUUUUAAAAAACAUAACCUUUUUCAGCAGAGAAGGGAGAACUGACAAUCACCUUUUCCUGUUUUGGUUUUGGUUUUGGGUUUUGGUUUGUCUUGAAAGCCGUUUUAAGCUUAGUUGUGAUGAUCUAUGCAGCUUUAAGUUCCCUUGUGGAGCCUCACAGAUCCAGUUUUGGGAAAGGAUUUGGACUCAAAACUAACUGACCAAUUCUUUGCCCUUUGUACCAAGAGACUGAUACUUAGGCCCAGGAAAUAAAUGCUGGUGAUUUGUG